GAAAUGGCCACGCAAGCGCCUGGACUGGAAUCACAACAUUGAAUUUAAGUCAUUUUUACUCGUGAUGUUGCUAAACUUAAAAUGUUUUUAAUUUCGCUGGUUUGUUGACAGUUAAAUGUAGAAUAUUUACGARUUGAAAUUAAAAGAAAAGUAAUAUUUUGGGGGCGUUAGUUCAGCUGUAGAAAUAUGGGGAUGGUUGCAGUGAAAGCUGACCUGCAGCAGCUAGCGUGGGCUAGUUAGCAAAUGGCUGCUCGGCUGUGUGAUGGCUGUCACUGAGCGAAAUGACGAGUACGAUUGCAGUGCAGCUGUUGCUCUCACAUGUGAUUCAGACUCUCUGCUGAGGCAGAAACGUGUUUGUAGUCGAGAUGUUUCAUCUGGAGGAGUUGGCCAACGUUGCCCUCAGGGUGCCCAGCAUUCUUGUGCUGGACCUGCUGUAUAAAUGUGACAUAGAAGGAUUGACAGAGAACCUGAAGGCUAAAAAUGAGGACAUGCUCUUCAAAUACAAGUAUGUCGUCUGGAACAUGUACUAUCUUGCUCACCUGAUAAACGGGGUGGUAUUAAUUCUGCCGUUGAGGCACAUUGUGACGCUCUACCUUCACAUCCUCGUUGCCCUUCUUCUGUACAUGGGGCAUCAGAUUUCCAAGGAUUACGUUCAGGAGGAGCUGCAGUACGGUUAUGUUGGGGCGGUGUAUCGCGAUUCUGUGGCCUUCAACAGAUUUGUUUCUGCCAUGACCAGUCAGAUCAUCCUCAGCACGCUGUGUGCCUUCCUGAUGAARACCAGAAAGGUGUGGUUAUUCUCUAUGCACCUGCUCCCUCUGCUGGCCCGACUCGUCGCUGCUCCCCCUGCCACUCUGGUGACGGUCAACACGUUCUCCAUGGGGCUGACUGUAGCCGGGGCGGCCAUGUUCCUCCUCUCCAAUCUCUUUGUGCCAUACCAGCUCGCAAGGGCUGCCUAUUCAGAAYUGCUUCACGUUGAGGUGAUCGAGCUCUACAGACUUUUGGCUGUGGGCAUCUCUCUGUGGAACCAGUWUGCUGUCCCGGUCCUCUUCAGUGUCUUCUGGUUUGUUCUGUUCACCGUGCAGCUGUUCUCUGACGUCAUGUCUGUCAGCGCCGCUUCAACCCAUCAGGGAAUCUUGUUCUUCCUGUUAAUAAGUGUGUCUGAAUGUUGUGCCACACCGUACUCCCUUCUGGGUCUGACCUUUGUGGUGUCCUAUCUGGCUCUGGGACUUCUCAACCUAUGCAAGUUCUGCCUGGGAGGUUACGCAGCAGUUCAGAAUGAGAACGUCAUGCACAGAGGCGUGACAGAGGGCGUCACCCUGCUGCUGCUUGCCCUGCAGACGGGCCUGCUGGACAUGCAGGCUCUGCAGCGCACCUUCCUCCUCAGCAUCAUCCUCUUCAUUGUGCUGACCUCAACCUUGCAGUCGAUGAUAGAAAUAACAGAUCCKGUUAUUCUGGCCCUGGGCGCAUCGCGGAACAGAAGUCUAUGGAAACAUUUCCGUGGCCUCAGCAUGUGUCUGCUUCUGCUGAUUUUCCCAGUUUUUAUGGCUUAUAAAAUCUCCCAGUUUUUCCACAUGGACUUCUGGCUUCUUAUAYUGGUGUCCAGCUGCAUGCUAACCUCGCUCCAGGUUACAGGUACGAUGCUGAUCUAUUCUCUCUUCAUGGUGGAGCUGUUUCGCAGCAAUCCCAUCGAGAGCCUAGAUGAAGUGAUCUACUGGGUGAACGCCAUCAGCAGGGUGCUGGAGUUCUUGGUGGCUCUCUGUGUGGUGGCUUACGGCACUUGGGAGUCGCUGUUUGGGGAGUGGAGCUGGAUGGGCGCCUCUGUCAUCAUCAUCCACUCGUACUUUAAUGUUUGGCUCCGAGCUCAGUCCGGCUGGAAGAGCUUCCUGCUCAGACAGGAAGCAGCUAAGAAGAUCAACUCCCUGCCCAGAGCCACAGMUCAGCAGCUGGACCAACACAAUGACGUCUGCUCUAUCUGCUUCCAGGAAAUGAGCUCAGCUGUCAUUACAUACUGUGGUCAUUUCUUCCACGACAACUGCCUCCGCAAGUGGCUGUACGUGCAGGAAACGUGCCCCAUGUGUCACCAAACGGUCAGACCAGUACCACCGGGUCAGAGUCAGGCUUCAGGCGACRGGACGGACCCAGCAGCUGCAGCUCAGAGAGACGCAAGGCCAGAUCAGGCUGCACCAGACGGACAUCAGAACACGAGCAACGGCACGGCGGCAGAGACGCAGCGUGAUGACGUAACUCCUGACUCCACCUCGCAGCGAGACGAGAGGGAACGCUGUGGGAACGAUGACAGUAACGGUGAACCGGACGACAGUGGCAGAGAGGCCACUCAAAGGAACGGUUUCAGCUCCAGUGGAGACUUUCAGUURGUCAGCCCAGUAUCUUCAGAGGACCUGGCUAGUUCCCACAUUAUACAAACGUCUCUGAACAUGCACGGCCACGGGGAGGUGAACGGAAAUGACUCAGAUGCAGCGUCACUUCCUGCAGCUCUGAGUGAAAACACUGGAGACGUCCAGUCUAACCCAGAACUACUAGGGUUCAAAAAUGUCCCCCCACGUUCUAAUCAUGAUAGGACACCUAAAACCUGUCACCAUGUUUAUCCAUCAGGGGCAAAUGGUACAGACACAGAUCAACAGGCUGUCUCAGCUGCAGGUAACCUUGUUGAUAGCACACCUGCUGGAUCCUUUAAUGGAAACUYCCAACUCUCCACGGACUCUUCAAACGAUCAUCACGUCAUCACUUCAAACUCGGACAUCAGAAGUGUCAGUCACUUUUCCUCAGAACAGAYACCGAUGACUGACUGCCCUGCAUCAGUGCCUUGAUGGGUUUAAAAUGAGUUCUCUCCGAAAUAAGAAACAAAAUUUGCCUUCUGUAUGUGAACAAAUAUAUAAAAAUGACAAUUAUAUAUUUUUUUAAUCUCUUCCCAGGCAUUGUAACGAAUGUGCUUCGCGUCAACAAAAUCGUGUCUGAAUAUUGAACCAGUGUUGGCUCGUAAAAGCAAAAAGUCAGAACGAAUAACGAUCACAAACCAUAAAGAAAUCAUCCUGAAUCGAUAUUUAGGAGUCAGAUUUGUUGUUUAUCAAUUUUUUUGUUUUGCAAUUUUUCUUCAGUGUUAAAAUCCAGUGCUGAGCUUCAACUUCUUUCUUUACUGAAACAUAAAACAGACUGUGUUGUGAUGCAGAUUUAGUCUAAAUGUUGUAGCCUUCAGGUAAGACGACUGGAUGUUUGUGGUUGUGUGACAUUGUUCUGUCUGAAGCAACAUUUUAGCCCCAUUUUUUUCAUUCAAAUAAUUUAAAGUUUAAAAAAGCUUUAAUUUAAAAUCCAGAAGCUUUAAUUUAAUGUUUACAAAUACACAAAUUUUCUACUGUAUAUUGCAGCUGCUGAAGGUUUUUGUGAUGUCACGUGUGUUGUUUAGUAAGUUGAUUAAACCCAUAUUAACAUGUAUACACAUGGUGGGUUUUCAGGGUUUAAAAAUGGCUACCCWUAAAAAAAUAAAAUAAAACAAGCAUGUGAAAAUUWCAACAAGGCUAAAAUGAGAAAUAUUAGGUUUGAAAUGUCAGUGGAAGCACAAAGGAGUUAUGUGAAAUAUAUUUGUUGUGUCCAAGUAAUUGUAGAAAAAUGAACUUUUCUCAAAGAGCUAAGGUAAUUAAAGAUGAUUUGUCUUUUAUUAUGGCAGUAAAUAUUUACAAACAAGAAAAAAUAAAACGGAUCUAAGAUACAAAUAUUUGUGUUUUGUUUCGAGGCUGACAGUUUCCCAUAUUUGGUUUCAAAUAAAAGUAAUGAAUAGAUAAUAUAAAAAUGUUCACUUUUAAAAAGACGUUGGAGAUUAAAUGUUGGUUCGUGAAAUAAAGACCUAACAUUUCUUGAA
Messenger RNA from Austrofundulus limnaeus, 3874 nucleotides. Its product is annotated as RING finger protein 145. NCBI's taxonomy places the organism in Eukaryota, Metazoa, Chordata, Actinopteri, Cyprinodontiformes, Rivulidae. Gene Ontology annotation, biological process: ERAD pathway; proteasome-mediated ubiquitin-dependent protein catabolic process. Gene Ontology annotation, molecular function: ubiquitin protein ligase activity; zinc ion binding. The record is from RefSeq and is a predicted model, not a curated record. Gene Ontology annotation, cellular component: endomembrane system.